This is a messenger RNA of Cornus florida, 926 nucleotides long. RefSeq lists its product as uncharacterized. The record is from RefSeq and is a predicted model, not a curated record. NCBI's taxonomy places the organism in Eukaryota, Viridiplantae, Streptophyta, Magnoliopsida, Cornales, Cornaceae. The coding region runs from base 74 to 736 and encodes 220 amino acids. The transcript is spliced from 4 exons.
UUUGUGAAUCCAAUCAGCCCCAAAAUCAACAUAGGAGAAAGAAGAGAGAAGGUCGAGAUCAAGCCAAGCCUCCAUGGCUUCUUCAAAUUCGCUUCUGUUUCUCCUCUUCCUUCUCUCCUCAUCUUUCCAUAUCUCAUUAGGGCACCAAAUAGGUAGUGAAAGUGUUGGUGGAAGAAGAGAAGAAAGCGUAGUAGCAGCAGUAGGAGAGCGUCGAGUUCUGAUGAGUUUCAAGGAAACCCCUUCAGGAGGUAACUUCACUUUCGAAUGCUCUCCUUCUGGUCCCUGCGUCGCCUGUGUAUACUCAGAAAAGAAUGAUGAAAAGUAUCGUUGCAGUGAAACUGGAUAUCGUAUCCCUUUUAAAUGUGUAGAAAUUGGAGCUGGUUUGAAGGAAGCAAACAGUGAAAAAAGUAAGAAGAGUCGAUCAGCUCUUGAAAACACUUAUGAAAGAGCAAAACCGCAUGUAAUGUUACAUGUUGCAGAAGAUCUCACUACUUCAAUAAGACACAGGAGUUUGCUGGGUGAGGCUUCCACAUCAGGGGAUGUAUCACAGGCCUACAUCACUUACAGAAGCUGUAUACCACCCGUUAAUGAAGAGAAGAUAUCAGUACUUGGUUUUGAGGGGAUAAUGUUGUGUUUUCUGCUCACGAGUGGUUAUGCUGUAUACUUUCGACGAAAACGAAACAAUGCUAUGUCAGGAGUUGCAGCGAUGAGACUUCCUACCAGUUCUAGGUUUUAGCUCAGCAUUUUCUUGUUAUUUCAUUGCGUAGUGAAUUUCUGCUCAAUUAUUAAACACAAGAAGAAAUUUGGUUCCUAAUUCUCUCUCACGUAACCAAAAUGCUUCCUUUUCUUUUCUUUUCUUUGUUUUUUUUUUUUCAAAAAUUGUGUAACAUGUAUUAUUCUAGUGGGAAAGCCAUUUAGCCUGUUAA